Molecule: messenger RNA, 1188 nt
Organism: Pelecanus crispus (Dalmatian pelican)
Lineage: Eukaryota; Metazoa; Chordata; Aves; Pelecaniformes; Pelecanidae
Source: RefSeq, a predicted model, not a curated record
UUUUCUUCCUGAAUGUUUCUUCAGCUUCUUCAGUGAUGGAAGGGAAAUACUUUUGAAGUUAUAAUGGAUUUUACACAACAUCAUAACAAAAACUGGCCUAAUAACAGCAUUUCUGUUUGAAGAGAACAAGCAUAAUUACAAAUAAUCAUGACAACUUCUCAUAUGAAUGGACAUAUCACAGAAGAUUCUGACAGUGAAGCAAAAAAUGUGGAUCUUGCAUCUCCUGAGGAAUCUCAGAAGCACAGAGAAAUGGCUGUUGAUUGCCCUGGGGAUUUGGGCUCCAGGAUGAUGCCCAUGCGGCGGAGCGCUCAGCUUGAGCGAAUCCGUCAGCAGCAGGAGGACAUAAGGCGCAGACGGGAGGAAGAGGGAAAGAAACAAGAACUGGACCUUACUGCUUCCAUGAGGCUAAAGAAACUAGCACAAAUUCCUCCUAAAACUGGAAUAGAUAAUCCAAUAUUUGACACAGAAGAAGGAAUUGUUUUGGAGAGUCCUCAUUACACUGUGAAGACACUAGAAGUGGAAGAACUGUUAACUUCUCUUAAGCAUAUCCAGCACGUUUUGGUAGACCCUCAGAGCCAAGAGGAUAUCUCUCUCAUUUUACAGCUUGUUCAAAAUACUGAUUUUCAGAAUGCAUUUAAGAUACACAAUGCUGUUACAGUGCACAUGAACAAAGCCAGCCCUCCAUAUCCUCUCAUCUCCAAUGCACAAGAACUAGCGCAAGAGGUACAGAGUGUUUUGAAACCCAGUCACCAUAAGGAUGGGCAGGAGCUUAAUGCUUUGCUGAAUGCCCCUCACAUGCAGGCACUUUUACUGGCUCAUGAUAAGGUUGCAGAACAAGAAAUGCAACCAGAGCCUCUGACAGAUGAAAAAAUUUAUGAAAACAUUGGCGUGUAUGGAGGGGAGACGGUUAAAAUAGUUCGCAUUGAGAAAGCUCGGGAUAUUCCAUUGGGUGCUACUGUUCGCAAUGAAAUGGAUUCUGUUAUCAUUAGUCGAAUAGUAAAAGGAGGUGCUGCAGAGAAGAGUGGGCUGUUACAUGAAGGGGACGAAGUUCUGGAGAUUAAUGGCAUUGAGAUUCGUGGAAAAGAUGUUAAUGAAGUUUUUGAUUUGUUGGCUGACAUGCAUGGUACUCUGACCUUUGUAUUGAUUCCCAGUCAGCAGAGCAAGCCACCUCCUGCAAAGGAGACAGUU